UCUCUGAUAAUAUUAGACAGAUCAAGGAAAUUGCACUUAUAAAAUUGAGUAUAUAUGACAAAAGAGUUGCCUGAUUGAAAAAGCAUUAUUGCCAUUGUAUAUGUUUAGUAUUUUCGGGUUGUCUAUUUCCUAACUGAAAGUUGCCGUUUUGUAUCAAGUAUUUUCAUUUUCAUUGAAAGUCUAGCAUCUUAUCCACCUUUCAGCCUCACAGCUCUUCUACGAAAGGAAAAACCAUUCUCUUACAGCUUUCGCUUUUAUAAAAUCUAGAUCUAGGCCUACGGAUCAAAACAUACAUGGACGAUUAGCUCAACAGUGAGACAGAGAUUCUUGUUUUGGCUCCUGUUCUCCUUCGCUGAAACAGACAGGAUGGAUUAUGUUGAAUGCCCUUAUGACGAAACACAUAUAAUUCACCCGCUACGCAUGCCUGGACAUCUUCUGAAGUGCAGAAAGAAUCACCCUAACAUGGAGCUGGUCGUCUGUCCGUUCAACGCAGUGCACGAAGUGAGGAAAGAGGAGCUGCGGUACCACAUGUUGCACUGCCCAAACAGGUCGCUGCUGGAGAGAGAAAUAUCUUUGAAUGUUCUGCAUGGCGUUGCACAAGACAAGAAAGUGGCCCCUCUGAAAGGGUGCACAGAUCUGCCGAGCUUCCAUUCGCGGAGACCUGACGAGGACAUGGUGGAUGAUGAGUGGGAUCAGGAAAUAGAACACUCGAGAUUCUCCCUUUUUUCCCGGCCAGAGCCUGAACAGAGUGUCAGUGGACAGAGGUUCAGUUCAAGAAGACGUGUGGAAGCAGGAGCAGAACUACGUCAACCCACCACCCUUGGUCAAGCUGCUCGGCUGUCACAACUUCCGUCAGAGGAGAAAUCUGAGGUUGCCACGGAAACGCCACAACACCGUCUUCAGCAAGCAUUUUUUCACAGUUCGCUGGUCUUGGGCCGAGGGAGAGCAAGAACUACAUUACCGAGCCCAGACUCUGCUUCCCGACCUGGUGCGGCUCCGGCCUCUUGCGGGACAUCCUCUCCGAUCAACUCCCUGAUGAGGUUCCCGUCAACGUUUGAGCUCUCUGCGUACCCUACCCUAGCCCGUGGCAGGGCCAUGCUGUUUCAGAAGGAGUCGUCUUCCUAAAAGCACCAGUUGUGCAAGGAAUGACAAUGUGUUUUGGGAAAAGGUCACAGAAAAGGCAGCAUCACAUGGGAUGGGGAAGUGUGUGUGGGGGGGGUGAGGGUGGGGGGGGGGAGGCGAGUCUCACAACAAUUUGUGAUCAGCUGUAUCUUGAACAGUUCUGUGAGGCAAUUAGUCACAGCUUAUUUUUAUUAUAAUAGUCAUCAACCUAAUGGCAUCAACAUAAUACAUGGUCAUUUAAACUGUCCCCGUGGUUUUAUGCUCCCCGCAUAAUUUAGCAAAAUUUGAUCAUUUUUUGCUUGAUUUCUGAUGAUUAUCCUUUAUCAUUCUUUGUUAAAAUUAACAGAAUCGUGUAGUUUCACAUUUUUUAGCUCAGUUUGGCAUAUAUUCAAAAUAUUUCUUGCAUAAAAUGACCAGGGACAGUUUAAAAUAGAUUUCAUUUUCAGAGAUGCCUCUUUUCUUGCAAUUACAGUAAUUGUUUCACACUUGAGAAAUUGCCAUUGAUGCGUGUUUUAAAAAAAAGUUUUACGUAGUAUUAAUUACUGUUUUACAUGUAAGUGAAACUGCUCUCUUUGACUUAACAGCAAAAUAUUCAGACAAUUCUCAAAGGACCUGAUGGCAUCCCCGCAUUUUGUGUCCAAGAAUAAUGAAUGGUAGCACUGAGACUGUUCUCUGCUUCUAUUAAACAAACCUGCCAAGUAUUGCGAUAAAAUUACCCCACUGAAGAAUCCUGAUGUGAUUUCCAUAAGUUCCUUUUUUAAAAAUUGUAUUCCUGUCAGAUAGUACCUCAUUUAUCUUGAAUUGUGUCUCUUGAAAAUACAAUUUAUUUUUGUUUGCAAUAGUUUCCCAACUUGUUGUAAAUAAUGUGGAAAUUCACAAUGUUUAUUUGCAUCUGUCUGUGUGUAUUUGUACUGGUUUAUUUUCCACUGUCAGUUCUAGAGGGGCUGAUUUUAUUUUCUCCCAAACCUCUAUUUUUCGGGAGGGGUUUGAGGAAAACUAUUUUGGUCAUAGAGUGUUUGGAAGGUCUGUAUCAAAGGUUUUUGAUGAUUUUAGUCUCGUUCUUGGUUGCUCUUUAUGGAAGUCUUUAAGGUAAUCUAUGUUAAGUGGAACAAACUGAACUUAGAUUGUGACAGUUAUUUUUGUAUGUUUGUUUUAAUUAAUUAUUUCAUAUGAAAUAUCUUUUGAUGAAUCUGGACAGAUUUACUUACUUCAAUGACACUCAUACUAUACUAUGUUUUGUUUAAGGAAUGGAUAUUUUCAGUAUUUUCCCUGAAUUUUGGAGCUUUUCUACUUCCAUAGUAUAGAAAUAGUCCAUUCAUUUCCUUGUGUAAUGUAUGUAAUUAAUAUACAGUCGACUUCGGAUGAGUUGAUGUCAUCGGGGGAGGGGAUAAAGGAUCAACUCAUUUGGAGUUCAACUUAACAGUUUGGAUCUCUGUAAAUAAGAGUUGCCGGAACCCAAGAAAAAGAUCAACUUAACCAAAGAUCAACAUGAGCGGAGUCGACUGUACUUUAAUUAUGUGUGUAUUGUGAUGUUUUAAUCGCUUUAUGUUUUGCUGAGAUGGGAGAUUACUUUUUGCCCUGUAUUGUUGCUGCCUCUCGAUUCUGACGAAUCAGGAUGGGGGAUGUAACUGUACAUAGUACUUCUCAGCUACCACAUCAGUAUCAAGACAUUUGCUGGGAUUUUAAAUAUUUUAUUGAUAUUUAAUUAAAGUCUUUCAAGAAAUAAAGCUAUCCUUUUGAAAUUCUUCAAGCAAAUGUUUGAAUACAUGUGCUAUACUUUUUUCAAAAGUUGCACCAAAUUUGCAUCUUG
Aplysia californica (California sea hare) is the source of this 2932-nucleotide messenger RNA. RefSeq lists its product as uncharacterized. The record is from RefSeq and is a predicted model, not a curated record. NCBI's taxonomy places the organism in Eukaryota, Metazoa, Mollusca, Gastropoda, Aplysiida, Aplysiidae. The transcript is spliced from 8 exons. The coding region runs from base 367 to 1125 and encodes 252 amino acids.